This is a messenger RNA of Carya illinoinensis, 936 nucleotides long. RefSeq lists its product as uncharacterized. The coding region runs from base 1 to 936 and encodes 311 amino acids. The transcript is spliced from 5 exons. The record is from RefSeq and is a predicted model, not a curated record. Gene Ontology annotation, molecular function: zinc ion binding. Lineage: Eukaryota; Viridiplantae; Streptophyta; Magnoliopsida; Fagales; Juglandaceae.
AUGAGCUCUUAUUUGGUAGAAGAUGAAGUUCGUAUUCAGGAGUUCACAAAACAGGUUACAUAUUCAAUGGAUUUUAAUGUCGAUGCAGGAAAUGCAAAGUGUUCAUGUGGAUUAUUUCAGAUGAGAGGGAUAUUAUGUAGGCAUAUUUUGGCUGUAUUCAAAUCAAACGGUAUAAAAUCAUUGCCAGAAGGUUACAUUUUAGAGCAAUGGAGAAAGGACAUCAAGAGGAGAUACACAUUAAUUCGAAGUAGCUACGAUGCAGGGGAUGAGAGGGCAAAUGGUAAUAGACAUUCAAUUCUUUUGAAUAUGUGUUAUGAGAUGAUCGACUAUGCGGUAGAAUCUAACGAGCAAUUUGAAGAUGCAAAGAAGAGGAUACAUGAGAUGACUGGAUUAUAUCGUCAGAACCGUAGCCCGUUAUCUAUGAACUCUGAAAAAGAACCUGCUACGACACUGGAUACAGCUGCUGUAGUUGGUAGUUCACAAGGAGUAAAGAGUCCACUUGUUGUCAGAGGGAAAGGGAGACCCCCAUCUCUUAGAAGAGCAUCUAAGAUGGAGACAGAUAUGUGGAAGGUUAAAGCCAAACAAAUAAAAGCACAAGCAGGAGGAAAGCGCAAACAGCGAGAUGAAGGAGAUACAGCUCCCAUGGGCACGUGCAGGAAUUUAUUUAGGGCAUCAGAAGUAGAUAUCACCAAUUCUGGAGAAGGGCAGGUUAUGGACAGCAUUAGCGCCACGCAGUCUCAUCCCAUGUUUGGUACUCAAGAAAGUGUUAUGGAAUGGAAAAUUGUUUUAUUUGGUCAUCUAAGAACAGGUUAUGAAGAAGCUGGAGUAGGAGGUUAUGUCCAGUUUGUGGUUAUUAUGGGAGGUGGAAAUUAUACCAUGCUACAGUUGGGGGUAAAUUCCCUAAGAUGGGUUCUCGUAAUAUGUGAUGGAGGUUGA